This is a messenger RNA of Sclerotinia trifoliorum, 2256 nucleotides long. The record is from the annotation of a GenBank genome assembly. Lineage: Eukaryota; Fungi; Ascomycota; Leotiomycetes; Helotiales; Sclerotiniaceae.
AGGGGCAUAGCGAGAGGAAGAUAGAGCAGGCUGGAUAUGAUCGGGAAGAAAGAGAGGGGAAGAGGGUAAUGGUAGGUGAGCGUGAACGCCGGAGAUUAAGAUAUAUCGAAAGAGGAAAUUUUAUUGGUAUGAUGCUCCAAAUGAAACCAAAGUUCAACGAUGAAUACAGCAGACACUAAUAUCAUGUAAUUUCUAGUCCAUGGGGUUCAUCCAAGAUGAAUCGCGAAUUAAUGCAGUUUAGGCUGUUUUCGCAUGCGCGAAAAUUUACGAAUGUUUUUCUGGAAGUGAAAGAAAUCGUCACAUGCUGUUGCUUGAGAUUGAUCCGUAGUCAUCUGAAUUUGGUCUCUGGGUCAGACAAAUUCUGGGUUUGACCCAAUCAUAUUUCUACCUCUCAUGACCUCCAGAAUGCUUAGUUUCUCAGCAACACAAGGUAUGACGGCUCAUUUGUUGUGCCCGGAGAGUUUCUCUGAGGUUAAGAGCUUUAUCACCGGGAAGCAUUGGGAAUCAAUGAGGAGGUAGCGUAAGGCUUGCAGAUAUCGGCACCAGUUUUGGAACUAUUGAGGGCAAAAUGGCUGUUGAUGAUUUCUUUUGGGGAUCUUAAGCGAAUCUCAAGCAGGCGAGUCAACUUCACAACAUCUAUAUACUUGUAAGAAUCAUCGUCGAGGUACUGUAGGAUGAGUCAACAAUAUCUCGGCAAAUAGUCACAAAUUCCCAUUAUUUGUGACAAAUCUGCUCACUGCUCUCGAAUUUAAAAGGAUUAGAAGAUUCCACUUUUCUUUUUUCCAAAAUCUGUUACGAUAGAUCACUAAUAGAUCAGCAAUAGCCAACAAACCAUAAAAAAUCAGUAGUGGAUAAUUGCCAAAAACAAGAAUCUCCAACGGCUAUGCCUCCGUCAAGCCUUGAAGAGACCACUACUUCGCCCAACACUCCACCACUGACCAAAGCAUGAAGCAGAGGCCGGCGGAACAUCCAAGGAGUACAUGGAACGCAUGCAUGGCAAACAGGCGGUUCUCGAUAAUCCAGACCUCGUUUCUCCUUUCGAGCCUAUAAAACUUCCCGACUCAUCCGUUUUCAUGAAGCCUUACCUGACACUACCAUCAUUAGAACUGGUUUGUGCGCUUACUUUCGGACCACUCCCGGAGGAAGAGCUUGAAUCGGCGGAUGGGAAGAACCCUCUUCACAAAGAAGCUUUCUGUGAUGGGAAACCUUUGGUCCCUUCGUUACUCGAACAGCCACAGAUAAAUGGUUUACUAUCGCCCACGCAAGCUCCGAGCAAGACCGAAUCGGCUUCUGAACGAAAGGAAACCAUUGAUAUGCAUGAAUCCUCCGAAGCCAUCUCAACCAUGUAUGUGAUUCUCUACAUAAUUGUGCAGGGGAGCCGUCGAAAUGAAUCAUGUAUUCCCCACAAUCAUCAGGUAUCCAGAGACCCCCGGAAGACUCGCCCGAUUAUCUUCCUCACCAUACAGCUACGAAUAGCAAGUAUAAAGUAGAUUUUGUCCAUCCUUGCCGUGAGUAUACACAGCUCUUCGAAUCUCUUCAAAGUAUGUAGCAAUUACUUCGACUCGAUUGCCAUAAUGGAGUACUCUUGGUACCAGAAAAUCGCUCCCCGAAUACUACAGUAAUGUCAAUCGACUGAUUGAAGACGACAAUUAUGGAACUAUUGCCACAUAUAUGGCAUGCUGCAAGCACAACCAUCAGCUUUGGACCAAGAUGCGUGAUGAAAGCAUGAUCGAAGGACAGUAUAGAUUUAACUGUCGUAUUUGCAAUCAUAGGUGCAUUUCACUAGGUGGUAGAGUGGGCAGGGAUUGUACCAUGCAGAAGGUUUUACAGAAACGGGAUUGUAGAAAAGAGUAUGGAAUGCCACUUAGGAGUUAUGUGCGGGACUGCUGCCCUGAUGGUCUCACUAGGGACUUGUACUGCACGCAUGUUUCGAAAAAAGACGAAGACGGAGUUCUGCAAGAAUUCGUGGAGGAAAACGGAAUGAGUGACCUAGGUAUGCAGUGCUCAAAUUAUCCGAAUACUGUAUGGAUUCAAACCGAUUAACUGAGUUGAGUGUCCACCGAAUGGCGGAUACUCGCUUAUACUAAAAAAAGAAUGAACCUUCGGAAGGUAUUGUAGGAUGCGAAAGACCUGUCAAGAUGGAUAACAAUGGGGUCGUGUAUGGAAGAGGUAUUGGGCUUAAGAGAUGUGUAUGUAAUCUGGCACUUGGUCGAUGGUUUUUAAAUAAUAUCUUUAACAUAAAGUUUUGUUGUAUGA